Telopea speciosissima is the source of this 3369-nucleotide messenger RNA. Its product is annotated as putative disease resistance protein RGA3. The transcript has a single exon. Lineage: Eukaryota; Viridiplantae; Streptophyta; Magnoliopsida; Proteales; Proteaceae. Gene Ontology annotation, biological process: defense response to other organism. Gene Ontology annotation, molecular function: ADP binding. The record is from RefSeq and is a predicted model, not a curated record. The coding region runs from base 82 to 3369 and encodes 1095 amino acids.
UUUCAGUUUCAGUUAUCAAACACCAUAAACCAAAAUUAUCUCUGGAUUUUGGGUACCAUUUUCCUUGGUGAAACACGACUUAUGGCUGUGGGAGAUGCUUUUCUGUCUGCUGCUUUUCAAGUGGCAGUUCAACUGUUGGCCUCCCCCAUCAUACGUGAAUUUGGGUUACGGUUGGGUGUUGAUAAAGAUCUGAAAAAACUGGCAAGAACUCUGUCAAAAAUUCAAUCUGUGCUCAACGAUGCCGAGGAGAGACAGAUCAGCGAUCUGGCAGUGAAGAUGUGGUUAAGUGAUCUUAAAGACCUCGCUUAUGAUGCAGAAGACGUACUAGAUGAGGUUGCAACCGAAGCUCUGAGACUUAAUAACCAGAAGAAUCAGGUACACAACUUUCUCUCCUUGUCUAAAGAUUUCCUGUUUAAACAAGGCUUAGCAUCUAAGAUUAAAGAGAUUAACGAGAGAUUAGAUGAAAUUGCGCAAGAAAGAGAUGAACUUGGUUUGAAAGAGGGAGUUGGAACAAGGCCAACUCAAUUGGGGAUUAGGCCACAAACAAGUUCACUUGUAGAUGAAUCUUGUGUUUUUGGUAGGGAAUCUGAUAAAAAGAAGAUGGUAGAGUUGUUGACAUCACCUGAAUGUGGUGGAAAUGAUGUUUCUAUUAUUCCCAUAGUCGGCAUGGGUGGACUGGGAAAGACAACCCUUGCUCAGCUUGUUUACAAUGAUGAAAAAGUACAAAAGCAUUUUGAGUUAAGAAUGUGGGUCUGUGUGUCUGAUGAUUUUGAUGUUAGAAAGCUCACAAAAUCAAUUAUAGAAUCUGCAACUAGGAAAGCUUCUGAUCUCAUGGACUUGGAUGUGUUGCAAAAUGAUCUUCUAGAGAGGCUGAAAGGGAAGAGGUUUCUACUUGUGUUGGAUGAUGUGUGGAGUGAAAGAAAGAGUGACUGGGAUGUCCUUCGCCUCCCGUUUCGAUCUGGAGAUAGCGGAAGUAAGAUUAUUGUAACUACUCGUAGCGAAAAAGUUUCAUCAAUCAUGGGGACAAUGGCGGCACAUCGGUUGGAGGCGUUAUCAGAUGAUGAUUGUUGGUUAUUGUUUAAGCAGAGAGCAUUUGUGGAUGGAAAUUCAGAUUCCUACCCGAACUUGGUAGCAAUCGGGAAGGAGAUUUUGAAGAAAUGCCAAGGUUUGCCUUUAGCAGCGAAGACACUUGGAGGGCUUUUACAUGGUAAAGAAGAGGAGUAUGAGUGGGAUAUGAUCUUGAAAAGUGAUAUAUGGGACUUAAGAGAAGAUGAAAAUGAGAUUUUGCCAGCCCUUAGACUCAGUUACAAUUAUCUUCCUUCACAUCUGAAGCAAUGUUUUUCCUAUUGCUCUAUAUUCCCCAAGGAUUAUGAGUUUAACAAGGAGAAAUUAGUUUUAUUGUGGAUUGCUGAAGGGUUAGUCCAUUCUAAGGGAAGGAAACGAAUAGAAGAUGUAGGUUCUGAAUGUUUUGAUGAUUUGGUACUGAGGUCUUUCUUUCAGCAUUCUAAAAUCAAUAAGGUGCAGUUUGUCAUGCAUGACCUCAUCCAUGACUUGGCCCAAUUUAUUUCAAAGGAAAUAUGCUUUGCAGUGGAGUGUAACAGCUCACCCAAUAUCUCGGAAAAAGCUCGCUAUGUUUCCUUGCUUGUUAAUGCAUCCAAGCCAAUUUCAUUGGAGGUCUUCAAUACAUCAAAGAGUCUGCGAACAGUUUUGAUAUUAAGUAGCCAAUACAGGCAUGAAAUUCCUGAUGUGAAACUCAAUCAUGAUCUGAUUGUAAGCUUGAGACGCUUACGUUCGUUAUAUUUGAGUAAUGUUCCUAUCAAGGACCUACCAGAUUCAAUUGGAGAUUUGAAACAUCUUAGGUACCUAAACGUCUCUAACACUAAAAUUAAGGCUUUACCUGACUCAACUUGCAGUCUCUAUAAUUUACAGAUAUUGAUACUCAGAAAUUGCAGCGAGCUUUUUCAGUUGCCCAAAGCCACAACAAACCUAAUUAACCUAAGACAUCUCAGUUUAGUUGGAUGCUGGCAUCUUGCAUCCAUGCCUCCUGAAAUUGGGAGAUUGACUUGUCUGCAAACAUUGGAUAGGUUUGUUGCGAGUAAAGAAUCUGGUUGUGGGAUAGGAGAGUUGAAGAACAUGAUGCAACUCCAAGGAUCACUAUGUAUUGAUAGGCUUGAGGAUGUAGCUAAUGUUACUGAUGCCAUGGAGGCAAGUUUGAAGAAUAAGCAUUACCUUCAUAAGUUGGCUUUGGAAUGGAGCUGCAGAAGGUAUCUGCCAGAUGGAAUCGAUGAGGAUGUACUUGAUGGCCUCCAACCUCAUGCCAACAUCGAAGAACUAAAGAUAGACAAUUACCAUGGAUCUAAAUUUCCAAGUUGGAUUGGAGACUCGUCACUCUCACAUCUAGUGAAGAUUGAAUUCUCCCAUUGUGGCCACUGCAAAAUCCUUCCAUCUCUUGGGCAACUACCAUUCCUUAAACAUCUCAUUAUUGAUGCAAUGUAUGGAUUGGAAAAUUUGGGUUAUGAAUUUUGUGGUGAUGGGAAUGUACGAGGUUUUCCCUCAUUGGAGACGCUAAGACUUGAAGACAUGAAAGAUUUAAAGGAAUGGAAAGGAGCAGAGAAUGGAGAGUUUCCUUUCCUUCACGAGCUUAUCAUUAUGAAGUGUCCCAAGCUGACUACUCUUCCAAGAUUUCCAUCUCUCCAGGACUUAGUUUUGGAUGAAUGCCAUGAGAAGAUACUGAGCUCAUUCCCUCACAUAAUCUCUAUUUGCACCUUGAAGAUGUCGAAUUUUCGGAAGCUAAUGUUCCUACCUGAAGGAUUUUUUCAUCACCUAAGUGCACUCAAAGAACUGAGAAUCCAUCAUUGUUAUCAGCUCAUGACAUUGCAGAAGGUGGGUUUGGAAGACCUUAAAUCUCUUUGCCACUUGGAAAUUUUGUGCUGUCCUCAACUUGUGGAUUUGUCGGAAGGACUACCUACAACACUUCAACAUCUCUCUGUUCAUGUAUGUAGCAAUCUCAAGUCCCUACCGGAGGGGCUACAAAACCUGUCAUCUCUUCAGGACUUGGACAUUUACAAGUGUCCACAACUGGCAUCCUUCCGGUCAGAUAGGUUACCAACAAUGCUUAAAAAUUUGAAGAUAUCCAAAUGUUCAAAUCUCAACUCCUUACCUAUGGGUUUACAAGACAUUACAACCCUUGAAUCUUUGGUAAUUGAAGGUUGUCAUCAUAUAAUAUCUUUGCCAGAGGAGGGGCUGCCAAUCAGCCUCCAUUCUUUAAUGAUCCGAGAAUGCGAAAUACUAGAGAAACGGUGUCAAGAAGGAGGGGAGGAUUGGGCGAAGAUAUCUCACAUUCCCCGUAUUCACAUUGGAAACUUUUGA